AUGGCCACAAUCACCACGCAGACAAAACCAGAGGACACAAUCUCUUUCAAAAAUGGACACAUCACAGUGGAAGAUAUAAUUCCAAGUCCAGCAGAGCCAGAUAUUCCUCUUCCACCACCAUCAAAAAAUCCUGUCGACAUUCUAGAUGCUGAUAAAGGCACACCGGACAACCAUGUACCUCGCGACCCACGAUUGAUUCGAUUAACGGGUGUACAUCCAUUCAACGUCGAGCCGCCGUUGACCGAUUUAUACAAAGAAGGCUUUCUUACAUCCCCGGAACUAUUCUAUGUGCGAAACCACGGGCCAGUACCCCAAGUCAACGAUGUAGAUAUUCCAAACUGGGAGAUCAGUAUUGAAGGGCUAGUGGAGAAACCCCUAGUCCUCAACUUCCGAGAAGUUCUCCAGAAGUACGACCAGAUCACAGCACCAAUCACACUCGUCUGUGCUGGAAACAGACGAAAAGAACAAAACACUGUCCGCAAGUCGAAAGGCUUCUCAUGGGGUCCAGCGGGUCUGUCGACAGCCUUAUUCACGGGUCCCAUGAUGGCAGAUGUAAUCCGCAGUGCGAAGCCACUCAGAAGUGCAAAGUAUGUUUGUAUGGAGGGUGCUGAUAAACUGCCUAAUGGCUUUUAUGGAACAUCAGUCAAAUUGAACUGGGCGAUGGAUCCGAAUCGAGGAAUCAUGCUGGCCCACAAGAUGAACGGCGAAGAUCUUCGACCUGAUCAUGGUCGGCCUCUGCGGGCAGUUGUACCGGGUCAAAUUGGCGGACGAAGUGUGAAGUGGUUGAAGAAGUUAAUUUUGACGGACGCACCCAGCGAUAACUGGUAUCAUAUCAAUGAUAACCGAGUUCUGCCAACGAUGGUGUCGCCAGAGAUGUCUGCUCAGGACCACAAAUGGUGGACUGAUGACCGAUAUGCCAUUUAUGAUCUCAAUGUCAACUCUGUUGCUGCGUAUCCUCAGCACGAAGAGGAACUUGAUCUCGCAACAGCCGGGCCCACGUAUACGGCCAAAGGAUAUGCGUAUGCUGGUGGAGGGCGGAGAAUAACGAGAGUUGAAAUCUCUCUCGAUAGGGGCAAAUCCUGGCGUCUCUCUGAGAUCGAAUACGCAGAAGACAAAUACCGAAAUUUCGAGGGCAACCUAUUCGGCGGCAAGGUAGACAUGUGGUGGAGAGAAUCAAGUUUCUGCUGGUCCUUCUGGUCUCUAGAGAUCCCAGUCUCGGACCUGGAAGCCAGCGAUGCUAUUCUCGUCCGGGCAGUGGAUGAAGCACUCGCUGCCCAGCCACGGGAUAUGUACUGGUCAGUCUUGGGCAUGAUGAACAAUCCCUGGUUCCGAGUCUCGAUCACAAAAGAAGGGAGCAUUCUCAAAUUCGAACAUCCAACACACCCAGCUAAGGCCGGAGGGUGGAUGGAGAAAGUCAAGAAAUCUGGUGGCGAUUUGCUCAAUGGUAAUUGGGGUGAGAGGGCUCAAGGCGAGGAACCCGUUGCGCCUGAGCCUGUGAAAGAGAUCAAUAUGAAGAAGGACGGCGUGAGCAGGCAGAUUGAUUUGCAGGAGUUGAAGAUGAACAGUACGAGUGAGAAGCCCUGGUUUGUUGUGAAUGGGGAAGUAUACGAUGGCACCGGUUUCCUCGAAGGACAUCCCGGAGGAGCUAUCAGUAUCACAUCUUCCGCUGGUCUGGAUGUAUCGGAAGACUUCCUUGCAAUCCACAGUGAAACCGCCAAGGCAAUGAUGCCUGACUAUCAUAUUGGCACACUAGACAAAGCAUCUCUUGAAGCACUCAAGAAUAACUCAACAUCAGAUUCAAACGAGCCACGCCCAGUAUUCCUCCAAUCCAGAACAUGGACCAAGGCCACACUCAGCGAGAAGAAGAAUGUAUCCUGGGACACGCGGGUCUUCACCUUCGACCUGGAACACGACAAACAAAUCCUCGGUCUACCAAUCGGUCAACAUCUCAUGAUAAAGCUGCCAGAUCCAUCUACCAAGGAAGCAGUCAUCAGAUCCUACACGCCAAUGUCAGACACGAACCUGAUAGGAAAGAUGGAGUUACUCGUGAAGAUCUAUUUCCCAACAGAUACAAUCCCAGGAGGGAAAAUGUCCCUGGCCAUUGAUGCACUCCCCAUCGGUUCUGAAAUCGACUGCAAGGGCCCGACAGGUCGAUUCGAGUACCUCGGCAACGGCCGGGUCGUUAUCAGUGGGAAAGAGCGCCAGCUACGCUCUUUCAAAAUGAUCUGCGGUGGAACGGGUAUCACGCCCGUCUUCCAAGUCCUGCGGGCUGUCAUGCAGGAUAAGGGAGAUCCGACGACGUGUGUUGUUCUUGAUGGGAAUCGUUUGGAAGAGGAUAUCUUGUGUCGAGAGGAUCUUGAUGCUUAUGCUGCGGCUGAUAGUCGCAAGUGUACUGUCGUGCAUACGCUGACCCAGGGCUCUGAUGCCUGGACUGGGCGUCGGGGUCGGAUAUCUGAGGAAUUGCUUUCGGAGUAUGCUGCGCCUCAGGAGCAGAGUAUGGUUUUGAUCUGUGGUCCGGGACCUAUGGAGAAAUCUGCUCGUAAGAUUCUUCUCGAAAAGGGCUGGGCGGAGUCGGAUCUUCAUUUCUUCUAG
This is a messenger RNA of Penicillium canescens, 2592 nucleotides long. RefSeq names its product nitrate reductase NiaD (gene niaD). The transcript is spliced from 7 exons. Lineage: Eukaryota; Fungi; Ascomycota; Eurotiomycetes; Eurotiales; Aspergillaceae. The coding region runs from base 1 to 2592 and encodes 863 amino acids. Gene Ontology annotation, biological process: nitrate assimilation; nitric oxide biosynthetic process. The record is from RefSeq and is a predicted model, not a curated record. Gene Ontology annotation, molecular function: molybdenum ion binding; heme binding; nitrate reductase (NADPH) activity.